This is a messenger RNA of Clonostachys rhizophaga, 1536 nucleotides long. The record is from the annotation of a GenBank genome assembly. Lineage: Eukaryota; Fungi; Ascomycota; Sordariomycetes; Hypocreales; Bionectriaceae.
AUGGAGUCUCAGGAUCCACAGGAGGUGCCCCAAGUUGAGACUUCGAGCCCACCCCCAACCCUUCCUUUGAGCAACUCUCCACUACCUGAUAUAUCUGACAAGGAAGAGAACAUGCACCACGACCAACCAUUUGUCAACAUCUUCGAGGGAUCUCUCGGUUACGAUUACAACAGCCCCGAAGCAACGCUGGGCUUAUCUUUUACCGGCGAUCCUCAAACAUCAGAGUCUGUUUCUAUGUUCACAUUAAAUGACUGUGAAGAAGCCGAGAAGAUCAUUAUCUCUGCCGGUACGGGCACCAUUUCAAGCCCCUACCAGCCUCUCAGAAUCACGACUCCUAGCGCACUGCUAACCGAUCGCUUAUUCCAUCAUUGUAAGAAUCCCACAGAUUUGUAUAACGGUCAUCGAAAGCUUACUUUCAAAGUCAUAAAUACCCUCUCCCUCAGUUUAUACCCUGUGGAACCGGUCCGAAACCCGUAUCGAAAAGUGUAUGGCUCGCUCGCAAUCGAAUCUAAACCAUUGCUGGACACCAUCUUGUUCGCGUCCGGUUUGCAUCUCUCCAAACUGGGACAUCUGGAAAAAGAUACGCUGAAAUCAUUUCGAAUGGAAAUCAAGAGUUCGUUCCGGGAAGCUUUGAAGAAGGGACGAGGGUUUUGGGCCCUCGGGCUAACCGUGAUGCUCUCCGUUAUAUUUGAUGUGAUCGGAACAGGACUCGAUUCGUGGAGCUUGAAACUGGUCGGUUGCAGACGGCUGCUGAAACUCGGGCUGGCCGAGGCAAAGGGCGAUGUCGAAACAGACAAAAAGUGUGUACUGAUGCAGUUCAAUUGGAUGGCAACAAUGGGCCGGACGCUACUUGUUGGCAUUGAGCCUCUGGAGUCAAUCGAGGAAAUCAAGUGCAUCGAUGGAGAUGAGGUUUGCGAAACAUCGCCAAGGACGAUUGACAUGUCUUUUCAUCAAUCCUACUGGUGGGCGAAUAUGCCUGACUGGAAGAUGCACAUGUUGCUACGUGAAUCUGCUGAUCUUGCUGUGAAAAUUCACAAACUCAAGACGGCUGGCGGGAGCACUGAUCAGCUUCUGUCUGUCACCUUGAAUGUAGCUGAGCUUUUGGAUAAAAUCAAGUAUUGGCACCCUGAUAUGUCUUCCGUCUCCCCUGAGUACAUGCACUCGGUUCACCACUUCAACGAGAUAUGGAGACUCGGCCUGCUGUGCUACAUAUAUCACGACAUCUAUGCCCUCAGUUCAGAUGACUGCCGUAUACAGGAGGCGUUAAGGAAGUCGUUGAAUAGUUUGCAGAAGUUAUCUUGGCUUCAAGCAUGCAUGUGGCCUGUUUUUAUGCUCGCAGUACACGCGAAGACUGUAGAGAGCAGAGAUAUAUAUCGGGACGGGCUGAUGAGAAUGCACACCUCUUUAGGGUUUCAAGCACCUCUGUCUUUGGUUCUUGUUCUGAACAAGAUCUGGGACUGUAUUGAUGAAAGAGGCUGGAGACCAUGGAAAGAUGUGGUGAAAGAGUUAGGUUUGGAGUUGAAUAUCUUGCUAUAG